Molecule: messenger RNA, 249 nt
Organism: Hydatigera taeniaeformis
Lineage: Eukaryota; Metazoa; Platyhelminthes; Cestoda; Cyclophyllidea; Taeniidae
Source: the annotation of a GenBank genome assembly
CCCUCCCUUUUUUUUAUGCAUCUUUUUCACGCAGUUCAACAUCCAUUAAAGUGUGAGGGCUGUAAACGCGAGCCAAUUGUCGGUCUGCGCUAUAAAUGCACUCGCUGUCCGAGGUACAACUUGUGCCAGGAUUGCUUUUGGACCGGAAUCACCACCGAUCCCCACACCAAUAGCCACGAUGUGAAAGAGUACACCUCUGCAACGGUGAGUGAGUGGACUACUGUCCAGAGCAUUGUCAUUAGUGCUUAG